This is a messenger RNA of Conger conger (European conger), 5112 nucleotides long. Its product is annotated as TBC1 domain family member 10A-like. The record is from RefSeq and is a predicted model, not a curated record. Lineage: Eukaryota; Metazoa; Chordata; Actinopteri; Anguilliformes; Congridae. Bases 1133 to 2638 code for a protein of 501 amino acids. The transcript is spliced from 9 exons.
UGUACUGCGCAAAUGCAAACAACUGGGAUCGGGAAGGCUGUUGCUAGCUAGUCGAUUGACCGAUUUGCUACAGUAGGAUCAUCUGACAAGAGGAUUCCAAUGACGAGAUUAACAACAGGGAAGAUUUUGGAUGGUAACGCUGUAACGUUAUUCAGAGAAUCUCGGGUGGAGGCGAGUUGAAAAUCAAAGUAGUUAUUCAAUCCUAACACACUGCUAACCUUAGGCAGUAUUCUAAUGGAAAUGGGAGAGUAGGCUAGCUACAAGGUAAACCAACAAGCGGAAACUGCGGCCAAGGAAGAACAGGCAAAGAAAACUAAGAGAAAGCUCUUGCCUUCAAAGCAUUUAAAACGUGACGUGUCGUUUUUGGCUGUUAUGUGGACAUUGGUAUAUUAUCCGUUAAAUUGUUCAAUAACGUUAGCUAAGUUAGUCUAAUGUAAGAGCAUUUGAGUGCUGUGCUAACGUUAGCUAGCUAUAGAUACGUAGCUCUAAGUUGCAACUCUAGUUAAAUAUGUUUGGCUAAACAACAGGCCUUGGAAAUCGCUUAACUUGUCUACCUAGCCGUAGUUUAUGUAUAUAGCGAUUAAAUUACUGUUUUAAGUACGAAACGUGAACCUCAAAAGUGCAUACACAGCUAGCCAGCCACCUUGUUCUGUUUGAAGGUAACUUAAGUUAUAACGUUGGGUAUUAGCUAUUUCUACGUUAGCGAUCUACCACUUGGCAUUUAAUUUGUGUAGUUAGCGGUGCCGUCUGUUAAAUUGGCAUAGGCAACUAGCUAACGUCAGGUGAAUGUGUCAGGUUAUGGAGAUAUUUAGCUAAAUUAGCAAAGUAAUGCAAAUAAUGUGGCUAACGUUAAUAGUUUAGGAACUGUCAUACUACCUAACUAGUUUCACAAGUUGAAUAACCUUACUUCAAUCUACCUAGCUAAUGUCGCUUCGGUAGCGAUCACCUUCCUACAAUGAGAAGACGGCGCUGAAAAAAACGCAUCAACGAGUACUUGCUAACGUUAUACUAAACGAUUGAACUCGCGUCCGAUCGCUUCCCCAUUUGGUAGCUAAUCGGACAAGAAAGUACGCUAUAAACGUUUGCUUUUUAGCUAACUCGGAUUUUGGGAGUAACAUUGAAGCUUGCGGACAUGGAUACCGACCAAGAAGAGAAUGGUGGCCAAUCUGCAGAUUCUGGUAGUUUGCUAGGGACCAAAGAAAGUCUAGCAGACGGAGAAAGCUCCAUCGGCUCUGACUCUGAGAUCAACGGCUUUACAGUCGACGACAAGCAACCAGAUAAAUAUGGAUUCAUUGGAGGUGCACAGCAGGACAUAAGCGACUCGGCCGCAGACAUCCCACCAGAGGUGCUGAGGCAGAGGGAGGGGAAAUGGCUGGACAUGCUCAACAACUGGGACAAGUGGAUGCUCAAGCGACACAAGAAGGUGCGCUUGCGUUGUCAGAAGGGGAUCCCGGACGCGUUGCGGGGCCGCGCCUGGCUCUAUCUCUCCGGGGGAAAGGUGAAGCGGGAACAGAACCGUGGGAAGUUUGAGGAGUUGGACAGUCAGGAGGGGGACCCUAUGUGGCGGGAUGUGAUUGAGAAGGAUCUGUACAGGCAGUUUCCCUUCCAUGAGAUGUUUGUGGCGCGAGGAGGCCACGGGCAGCAGGACCUUUACCGCGUGCUGAUGGCCUACACACUGUACCGGCCUGAGGAGGGCUACUGCCAGGCCCAGGCUCCCAUCGCUGCUGUCCUGCUGAUGCACAUGCCUGCAGAGGAUGCCUUCUGGGGGCUCGUCCAGAUCUGUGAGAAGUACCUCCCAGGAUACUACAGCGCGGGCCUGGAGGCGAUCCAGCUGGACGGGGAGAUCCUGUUCGCCCUGCUGCGGCGCGUCUCGCCCGUGGCCCACCGCCACCUGAAGAAGCACAGCAUCGACCCCAUCCUGUACAUGACGGAGUGGUUCAUGUGCGCCUUCUCCCGCACCCUGCCCUGGGCCUCGGUGCUGCGCAUCUGGGACCUGUUCUUCUGCGAAGGCGUGAAGAUCAUUUUCCGGGUGGGGCUGGUGUUGCUGAAGUGCAUGCUGGGAACGCAGGAGAAGCUGAAGGCGUGCCAGGGUCAGUAUGAGACCAUGGAGCUGCUGCGCACACUGGACCCGCGCUACCUGCAGGAGGGCUUCCUGGUGCGAGAGGUGCUGGAGGUGCCGGUGUCCGAGCGGGACGUGGAGAAGGAGCACCAGACACAGCUGAAACGCUGGAUGGAGAACCGCGGCGAGCUGCGCUACAAAUCCCCUCCCAGAAUGCACGGCGCCAAGGCCAUCAUGACCGCCGACCCCCCCAGCCGCCAGGACCUGAGGCAGAACCCCACCAUCAUCGUGCAGAACCCCCUAGACUACGAACCGCACCUGCAGUCCAUCCCGCAGCCCGACGCGGAGGACGACUGGACCAAGGGGAAGAAAGCCAGCGUGAGAAAGAGCAAGGAAGAGAAGAAAGAGAAAAAGGAGAAAAAGGAGAAGAUUCACAGUUGGAGGAGUAAGAAGGCAUCUCAGCAGGACAUUCCCAACCCCUACGCCCUGCCCAAUGAACCGUCGCCCCUCCUCAACCACACGCCACGUCAGGGCUCAGACCAGAGCCUUAGCGGCUCUGAACUCGACACCUACCUGUAGCUCCCUCCUGUGGCGGGAGUGUGACAGUGCAACUCUCGAGCUGCCAAGAGAGGGAGGAGCAAAGCUGUAAAACUGUUCUCACUGGCACCUCUCAACAUCUCCAACAGAUCCUCCUCCUCCUUCUCUUUCUGCUCCUCCUCUGCCCCUCCCAUCUUACAGAACAUUCCUGUUCUUCACACUUGUUAUAGGCCGCCUACACUGUGACUCUCAGAUCAGAGCUUGCCCUUAAAUGGGAGAAUUCAAUUUAAAAAAUGUUGUGCUGCUGAGGUGGAGACUUUCUCUGUACCUCUUGUUAACAGCCAUGGCUGCAACACGGCUUUCUCGCUGGUGAAAUGUUGUUGCUAUAAAUUGUGUGAAAUCCAAGAGGGCCAAUAAUUUGCCUCUGAUCUGCCAAUCUUAUGUAGGUUAUCAUGUAAUCAUACAUACCAUCUUAGCUAGUGGACCAAGGUUUCCUCUGUCGUUCGGAUUUUAAUCGCUUCUGGUGCACAACAGGAAUAAUUAAGCAUUCCAGUCUUGUUCUUUCACAUUGGAGGUCAGUAUUUGUCAGUAAUUUCCCAAAUACUGUGGUAGAGACAUGGAAUGAUUUUACUUCAGGAAACCACCAAGGUAUAAGGUAUACAUAGCAUGGGAAAACCAUUCAAAGUUUCAGAAAUUACACUGUCAACAGUGUAAUUUCACUUCACACAUUCAACACAAGAGUGCAGCUAGCACCCCAAUGCACAAUAUGACUAUGUAGCAGUCACGUGCCUGGCACUUUUUCCACUGCACAUUGUCCGUGUAAUGCUGACAUAAGGUGGAAAGUACACCGUGGUCUUCCUUAAAAUCCUGCCUUUAAGAGCUUCAGGAAGAGGACAUAGACCUUUUUUGGGCUGGUGGAUAUUUCAUCUCCAAACCAAAUAUUCAGGGUCUUUGUUUUUUGGGUUGGGAGAGGGGGGUUCUUUAUGCUCAUUAAUAUGUGGUCCUACCCACCACCCACUUCCUAAGUGUGUGGCAAGUGGCUGUGCCACACCCGUUAGUGGUGCGGUUUGUGUGUGGGGAAUAAUGGGAGAUCAGUUUAACACAGCCGGACAGAGUUGAAUGUACUUACAGUUUGAGGGUGCAUUAUCCGUGGCUUUCUCUGGGCCAGACAUUGUAAAGACCAGGCCGACUAGUCCAGGGUAUCCCACGUGCUAAGAGUCAUAUAAAGAGGUAGGAUUCACCCAUGUGGAUAAGUCAGUCAGAUCGUACAUUAAAGCGCAACUGACAAAAACUUACAUAUGCAAGUGCAAGAAAGUAUGUGUUUGUUUGGUUUUAUUGUGCACUGGUGCUUUGCAUUCAGAUUAUGUUUCCAGUGUAAGUCAAGGCAACCAGACUCAAGGGAACCAUGAACCUUUGUAAACCUCUCUUGGAACCUUUCUUAAAUUUUCAACUGAAAUCUCUUGGUUUUAUUGUUAUUCUUUUCAUUCCUCCCUGAUGUGCAUUCAUGUUUGGAGUGAUGUUACACACUGUUUUGCACAUUUGCAGGUGUACAACAAGCCAAGCCAGCAAACCAUGUUUAUAAAAUAUCUGGUAUCAAAAAUCUAACAUUUCUUAAGAUCAUUUUUUUCCAAUACUGUAAAGGCAUGUUGUAUAUAACAAUCUUAAAACUUUACAUUGCUUUAUUUGAAUUAGAAUGCUGAGACUGUUAUGACACUAUAUAUUUAGAUUUAUAAAUAAAAGAAGCACUUUUAUAUAGCUUCUUCAGACAAAUAUUUGGGAAGAGUGUGUAUAAACUGUUUGUUGAUUUUGCUUCCCUUGGGAAUUGAGUGUUCAGAAUUAUAAUUUUACUGCUUUAUGUUACUGAAGAUAUUGUAUGCAUGUGCAACUGAGGUAGUCAGGCUGGAAGAGGGCUUUGUUUUUGUAGCCUGACCACAAUCAUAGGUCAAAGGUCAACAUGUUUACCUUGAUAAUGUAAGGUCUAGUCAGGAGCCAAAAUGAAUGAUCAAAGAGUCACCCUUUUAUAUGCUGUAUUCAAAACACAAAAACAAGGCCAAGGUUAUGCAACUACAAGAUUUUAUAUAUAUAUAUGUUGGGUUUAUUUUUUUUGUCAGCACCUUCGCUGAAGGGAUUGUUACGAAGGGGUGUCCCAGGAUGCAUCUGUCCUUCAUGUGUUUUGUUCCAUAUAUACAGAAUUACUAUAUUGGUUGAGUCCAUUUAGAGAAAUGGCCAUAAUUUAAAGGUUGGCAGAUUCCAACAACAUGUAUGAGAACUACGUCAGCCCAUUCCUAAAGGCAUAUUCUUUAGUACGGUGUGAUGUACAUAACACAGGACUUUGUUGGUUGUACGUGGGCACUAAUCUCUCCCAUUGUUGCUCUGUUGAAUUAAAGCCAAACAAUCAUGUUGCUGUGAUGGAUGGGUCAGAUCAGAUGGCCACUGACCUUGAUGCCCACAUGCUGCACAGUUAUGAUCUGCUCAAUGUUCAUUGCUGUACUUAAUAAACAUUUUUUGUGCUUGUU